Molecule: messenger RNA, 8113 nt
Organism: Phyllostomus discolor (pale spear-nosed bat)
Lineage: Eukaryota; Metazoa; Chordata; Mammalia; Chiroptera; Phyllostomidae
Gene: ROCK2
Product: Rho associated coiled-coil containing protein kinase 2
Exons: 34
Coding region: 484-4752 (1422 amino acids)
Biological process (GO): Rho protein signal transduction; peptidyl-threonine phosphorylation; embryonic morphogenesis
Cellular component (GO): centrosome; cytoskeleton; cytoplasm
Molecular function (GO): small GTPase binding; Rho-dependent protein serine/threonine kinase activity; ATP binding
Source: RefSeq, a predicted model, not a curated record
GCGGCUGCGCGCGGCGCGGGAGUGUGCGAGGGCAGCGGGCUUGUGGGACUGGGGCGGCCGGCGGAGACCAUGGGAGCGGGCCGGCGGCGGCCGUAGUCGCCUGAGCCUGGGCGUCAGCCACCCGAGCCCCGGAGGGCAGGGCGGGCAGGGCCCGGCGGCGGCCGCGGCGCCGCUCCCGCUCUCGGAGUCCUGAGGGAGCGAGCUCGCGGCGGACGAGCGGACCCGGCGGCGGCGGCGGCGGCGGCGGCGCGAAUCUGACUGAGGGGCGGGGACGCCGCGCUCCGCUCCCGGCCUCCCGGGCGAGGCCGGCCCCUCGGACAGCCCCGGGCCCGGGACCGGCGCGGAGACCCGAAGCCCGAGCUAGAGGCGGGCGUGGGCCCGGGCGGAACCCCGCCCGGGGCUGGCGGCUCGGGGGCGGCGCUAGGCCCCGAGGCGUCCGGGCCGGCGCGCGGGGAGCCAGAGUGCGGGCCCGGCGGCGGCGGCAUGAGCCGGCCCCCGCCGACGGGGAAAAUGCCCGGCGCCCCCGAGGAGCAGCCGGGGGACGCGGCGGGCGCGAGCCGCCAGAGGAAGCUGGAGGCGCUGAUCCGAGACCCCCGCUCGCCCAUCAACGUGGAGAGCUUGCUGGAUGGCUUAAAUUCCUUGGUCCUUGAUUUGGAUUUUCCUGCUUUAAGGAAAAACAAGAAUAUAGACAAUUUCUUAAAUAGAUAUGAGAAAAUUGUGAAAAAAAUCAGAGGUCUGCAGAUGAAGGCAGAAGACUACGAUGUUGUAAAAGUUAUUGGAAGAGGUGCUUUUGGUGAGGUCCAGUUGGUUCGUCAUAAAGCAUCACAGAAGGUUUAUGCUAUGAAACUUCUUAGUAAGUUUGAAAUGAUAAAAAGAUCAGAUUCUGCUUUUUUCUGGGAAGAAAGAGAUAUUAUGGCCUUUGCCAACAGUCCCUGGGUGGUUCAGCUCUUUUGUGCCUUUCAAGACGAUAAGUAUCUGUACAUGGUGAUGGAGUACAUGCCUGGUGGAGACCUUGUAAACCUCAUGAGUAACUAUGACGUGCCUGAGAAAUGGGCCAAAUUUUAUACCGCAGAAGUGGUUCUUGCUCUGGAUGCCAUCCAUUCCAUGGGUUUAAUUCACAGGGAUGUGAAGCCUGACAACAUGCUUUUGGAUAAACAUGGACAUCUGAAAUUAGCAGAUUUUGGCACAUGUAUGAAGAUGGAUGAAACAGGCAUGGUGCAUUGUGACACAGCAGUUGGAACACCUGAUUAUAUAUCACCUGAGGUUCUGAAAUCACAAGGGGGUGAUGGUUACUAUGGGCGAGAAUGUGAUUGGUGGUCUGUGGGUGUUUUCCUUUUUGAGAUGCUGGUGGGGGAUACUCCAUUUUAUGCAGAUUCACUUGUGGGAACAUACAGCAGAAUUAUGGAUCAUAAGAACUCCCUGUGUUUCCCCGAAGAUGCAGAGAUUUCCAAACACGCGAAGAAUCUCAUCUGUGCCUUCCUCACAGACAGGGAGGUACGACUUGGGAGAAAUGGGGUAGAAGAAAUAAAACAACAUCCUUUCUUUAAGAACGAUCAAUGGAAUUGGGAUAACAUAAGAGAGACGGCAGCCCCGGUGGUACCUGAACUCAGCAGUGACAUAGACAGCAGCAAUUUCGAUGACAUUGAAGAUGACAAAGGAGAUGUAGAAACCUUCCCCAUUCCUAAAGCCUUCGUGGGAAAUCAGCUGCCUUUUAUAGGAUUUACCUACUACAGAGAAAAUUUGUUAUUAAGCGACUCUCCACCUGGCAGAGAAAAUGAUUCAGUACAGUCGAGGAAAAAUGAAGAAAGUCAAGAGAUUCAGAAAAAACUGUACACAUUAGAAGAGCACCUCAGCACGGAGGUGCAAGCCAAAGAGGAGCUGGAGCAGAAGUGCAAAUCUGUUAAUACUCGCCUAGAGAAAGCAGUGAAGGAGCUAGAAGAAGAGAUUACCUUAAGGAAAAAUGUGGAAUCGGCAUUAAGACAAUUAGAGAGAGAAAAGGCUCUUCUUCAGCACAAAAAUGCAGAAUAUCAGCGGAAAGCUGAUCAUGAAGCAGACAAGAAACGAAAUUUGGAAAAUGAUGUUAACAGUUUAAAAGAUCAACUUGAAGAUUUGAAAAAAAGAAAUCAGAAUUCUCAGAUAUCCACUGAGAAAGUGAAUCAACUCCAGAGACAACUGGAUGAAACCAAUGCUUUGCUGCGAACAGAAUCUGAUACUGCAGCCCGGUUAAGAAAAAGCCAGGCAGAAAGUUCAAAACAGAUUCAACAGCUGGAAUCUAACAAUAGAGAUCUGCAGGAUAAAAAUUGCCUGUUGGAGACCGCCAAGUUAAAACUUGAAAAGGAAUUUAUCAAUCUGCAGUCGGUUCUGGAAUCCGAAAGGAGGGACCGAACCCAUGGAUCAGAGAUCAUUAAUGAUUUACAAGGUAGAAUAUCUGGCCUGGAAGAAGAUUUGAAGAGUGGCAAAAUCUUACUCACAAAAGUAGAGAUGGAGAAGAGACAACUACAGGAGAGGUUCACUGAUUUGGAAAAGGAGAAGAACAACAUGGAGAUAGAUAUGACAUACCAACUAAAAGUUAUACAGCAGAGCUUGGAACAAGAAGAAGCUGAACAUAAAGCUACAAAAGCACGGCUGGCAGAUAAAAAUAAGAUUUAUGAAUCCAUUGAAGAAGCUAAAUCAGAAGCCAUGAAAGAAAUGGAAAAAAAGCUCUUGGAAGAAAGGAUUUUAAAACAGAAAGUAGAGAACUUGCUGCUGGAAGCUGAGAAAAAAUGCUCUAUAUUAGACUGUGACUUUAAACAGUCACAGCAGAAAAUAAAUGAACUCCUUAAACAGAAAGAUGUGCUAAAUGAAGAUGUUAGAAACUUGACAUUAAAAAUAGAGCAGGAAACUCAAAAGCGCUGCCUCACACAAAAUGACUUGAAGAUGCAAACACAGCAAGUCAACACACUAAAAAUGUCAGAAAAGCAGUUAAAACAAGAGAAUAAUCAUCUCAUGGAAAUGAAAAUAAACUUGGAAAAACAGAAUGCUGAACUUCGAAAAGAACGUCAAGAUGCAGAUGGACAAAUGAAAGAGCUCCAAGAUCAGCUUGAAGCAGAACAGUAUUUCUCAACCCUCUAUAAGACACAGGUUAGGGAACUUAAAGAAGAAUGCGAAGAAAAGACCAAGCUUUGUAAGGAGUUACAGCAGAAGAAACAGGAAUUACAGGAUGAGAGGGACUCCUUGGCUGCUCAGCUGGAGAUCACCUUGACCAAAGCAGAUUCUGAGCAGCUGGCACGUUCAAUUGCUGAAGAACAAUAUUCUGACUUGGAAAAAGAGAAAAUCAUGAAAGAGCUGGAGAUCAAAGAGAUGAUGGCUAGGCACAAACAGGAACUCAGUGAAAAAGAUGCUACAAUUGCGUCUCUUGAGGAAACUAAUAGGACACUAACUAGUGAUGUUGCCAAUCUUGCAAAUGAGAAAGAAGAAUUAAAUAACAAAUUGAAAGAUGCCCAAGAACAACUGUCGAGGUUGAAAGACGAAGAGAUAAGUGCGGCAGCUAUUAAAGCACAGUUCGAGAAGCAGCUGUUAACAGAGAGAACACUCAAAACCCAAGCUGUGAAUAAGUUGGCCGAGAUCAUGAAUCGAAAAGAACCUAUCAAACGCGGCAGCGACACAGAUGUGCGGCGAAAAGAGAAGGAGAAUAGAAAGCUCCACAUGGAGCUUAAAUCUGAACGCGAAAAAUUGACGCAGCAGAUGAUCAAGUAUCAGAAAGAACUGAAUGAAAUGCAGGCCCAAAUAGCUGAAGAGAGCCAGAUUCGAAUUGAACUGCAGAUGACACUGGACAGCAAAGACAGUGACAUUGAGCAGCUGCGGUCGCAGCUCCAGGCCUUACACAUGGGCAUGGACAGCUCCAGCACAGGCAGUGGGCCCGGGGACGCCGAGGCGGAUGAUGGGUUUCCAGAAUCAAGACUAGAGGGAUGGCUUUCACUGCCUGUGAGAAAUAACACUAAGAAGUUCGGAUGGGUUAGAAAGUAUGUGAUUGUGAGCAGUAAGAAGAUUCUUUUCUAUGACAGUGAACAAGAUAAAGAACAAUCUAAUCCUUACAUGGUUUUAGAUAUAGACAAGUUGUUUCAUGUCCGGCCAGUCACACAGACAGAUGUAUAUAGAGCAGAUGCUAAAGAAAUUCCAAGGAUAUUUCAGAUUCUGUAUGCCAAUGAAGGAGAAAGUAAGAAAGAACAAGAAUUCCCAGUGGAGCCCAUGGGAGAAAAGUCCAAUUAUAUUUGCCACAAGGGACAUGAAUUUAUUCCUACUCUCUAUCAUUUCCCAACCAACUGUGAGGCUUGUAUGAAGCCGCUGUGGCAUAUGUUCAAACCCCCUCCUGCUCUAGAGUGCCGCCGCUGCCAUAUUAAAUGCCAUAAAGAUCACAUGGACAAAAAGGAGGAGAUUAUAGCACCUUGCAAAGUGUAUUAUGAUAUUUCAACGGCAAAGAAUCUGUUGAUAUUAGCAAAUUCUACAGAAGAACAGCAAAAGUGGGUUAGUCGGCUGGUGAAAAAGAUACCUAAAAAGCCUCCAGCUCCGGACCCUUUUGCACGGUCCUCGCCUAGAACUUCAAUGAAGAUACCGCAGAACCAGUCUAUUAGACGGCCAAGUCGACAGCUUGCUCCGAAUAAACCAAGAUUGCUUGAUUUGGCAUUUAAAGACUGGGAUUGGUCAUUUGAUGAUGUUGAUGGUGGUGGUGAUGAUGAUGAUGAUGAUGAUGAUGACGAUGUUUUUGAUUUCUGAAGAAAUGAAUGGGCUAACUGCCUUCUGUGAAUGCAGUCGUUAUUCGAGGUGAUCAUAUGCUUCCAGUUCAAACGAGACUGAAAUAUGAUGGCCCAAAAUUUAUUAAAAAGCUAUAUUUUCUGAGAGACUGAUAUAUAUAUAUAUAUAUACAUAUACAUAUGCGUAUACAGAUACAUAUAUAUUCCCUUUAUUCCUGCAAUAUACAUUGUAAAUCUCGGAGAGUUUUUGGGGCUUCUUUGGAGCGUCAGGUUGAACCAAGUCAUUGGUCGGUCGAGUAAGAACAUCAUACGCAAUUCUUCCGGACUUGUUCCAUUAAGCUCUCCUGGCAGGCACUCACACUACAUUGCACAAAAGGAUUGAGAAGAGCUAAAGAAGAGUUAAAGAAAUCAUUUUUUCGGCUCCAGCAGAGAGAUUUCACCAGCAUAUUCACCAGAAGAAUCUGGGAAUGGAUUUCACUACAGUGAUACAGACUGCAUCAGUAAGAAGUGACCGUUAUACUGUGUGUGUGUGCGUGUGCGUGUGUGCGUGCAUACAUACGCACAUAGAGAGAGUACUGUAGUACUGCAAGAGGGUUUGUAGACUCCCCACUUUAUUUUUGUAUACACAUUGAUCAGAUGUCGUUACUGAACUGCGGCUGCGACUAUGCACUCGUGUGAAGCCAUACCGUUGGGUCUCCGUCGUCAUCUGCGCGCACCUGUCGGGGCUGCAUGCUCGUGUUACUGUAACAGAACCUUUGAACUUAAGUAUAUCAGUUUCCUAAUGCUUCAUGAUAGGCAACUUUAUCCAUUUUGAAUGCCUUAAUUUAAUUUUUUCAAAGUCUUAGCCCUUUUCUGUAUUAAAAAAAAAGAAAAACAAGUGUUUACCAGCUCUUAGGAUGCAAAUUUGCUUUGCAGAAGAAAAUAGUGCACUAUUUUUACACGUAAUAGUUAUCAACGUCAGCCUAUUUUGAUUGUAUAACAGAAUUUUUUUAAAUAUUGGUGAUAGAAACAAUAAUGGAUAGUAUUAGAACUAAUAUAUCUUUUAUGUAUGUCUAUUACUCAUUCAGCCCUUUUUACAGCUCUCAGUGUUAGCGGGUGACUCUGAAACACUUGGAAUUUGCUGACUACCCUAGAUGUAUUUUUAUUUCUGGUAAUAACAUUUGUGACUAUUUUUACAUUUCACAUUCAGCAUUUAUCUCAAAUGUAAAGAAAACUAAAAUGUACUCUAGAUAUAUUUUAAAUAUUUAAAUGUGAUCCCUCAAACACACAAUUGUGUAUGACAAGAUUUCAGUAUUGGGUUGUGAAAACUGGUGAUUGGGAAGAAGUGGCCUCAAAGGCCCCUUGCCUUUUAUUUUUCAAAUGCUGUUCCAGUUUAUGCAGGGCCACUCCUGCCGUGUUUCUCACCGUCCCACGCCAGUGUGCGUCCUGCACUGAGACAGCACGCGCCGGUGGUAAGCAUCAGGUAAAAGAAUCAUGUAGCCUUCUGUCAGUCUCUGUAUACAUGAGCACGUGCACAGUCUGGUGUGAUGCUGAAAAGCAUCCCUUACUAUUUCAAUGAAGGAACGAGGACAUUUCUCACGGAUCCCCUCUGAGGUCAGUGUGGAGAUAUUUGAAGAGUUGGGUCCCCAGCUGCAUAUGCUGUUGUGGAAGCUGAAGAAGGGCCUUCGGCCCGCCGGCGUCCCGAAACAGUUCUCUUCCUCUCCCAGUGCGGUCUGCGCGCGCUCGCGCCGCCUGUGCUGGAAGUGGACGCGCGCGCCGUAGGCCGAGCCCCGGCACGCGCGUUCUGCAGUUCUGGUUUGGGGGCACAGAAUUUUUUUAAAGUAAGAUUUAAAAAUGAAAAAUAUAUAAAAUUUAUAUAGAAUAAAUAUUUCCAUUCAUUAGACUUGUUAAAAGGAGACUGAAUUAAUAUUUUAUAUAAAGAUUUUGUUACACUAUGGGAGGUUCUAUCAUAUUAUUCUGAAUUGGAGAGUAUAUAUAUAUUUUUAAUAAGCUUUAUUAAGGUGAAAUAAUUUGAAGUUUACACAUGAGUAAUUGAACUAUUUGAGUAAAAAUGACAAACGUUUAAAAUUUCGAAUGCUGUAUAUAUUGGAAACUACGGAGAAUCAUGGUGUGAUGCAACUGGACACGGAGUAUUGACGUGACUCGGGAGGGGGCGGUAUUCUAAGGGGUGAAAAAAAAUCUCUCCCAUGGAGAUUCUUCACAUUAUAUGGUUUGACAUGAGGAUUUAUAAGGUCGUUUGUCCAACUAAUGGAAAUGUGCUUAAUUAAUAAAGAUUCUGAUCUUGGGUAAGAAUGUGCUUUCUACCCUGUUGCCGGUCUCCUGCACGCACACGAGUGGCGCAUGCGCCUGCCCCAGCGUCCUCUCCCCAGCACUCACGGAGUGUGACAUCGACUUGGUGUAACCACCACGUUUUGUGCCAGCUCUGUUCUCCUGAGGCUCCCAAGCUUCCGAGGCAGACACAAGCCUGAAAGCUGCCUGUUUCCUCACCCCUGAUUUCUCCCAGGGCCUUAAAUACCUCCUAUUGAGAACUGAGAAGUAGCGAAUACCGGGGUUUUCUUAGUUGGGUUUUUGUACUUUUGUGGGGAUAGUGAGGAGUAGAAGGAAACUUGUAUUACUGUUGAAAUUAGUGUAUAGUGAGUUUUUGAAAAGUAUUAAUUUUUAAAAAACGCUAUCUCGAAGCAAGAAUUUUUUAAAGAUCUCUGAACUUUUAAAAUGCUGUAGCUGAAGGCUAGGUAUACCAACCCACCUAAACUCAAGGUCAGUGUAGUUUGAACUGACCUGCGCCGCAGCUGCGGGAACCGGCUCCGAAGGGUCUCCCCUCCCCCGUGUCAGCCGGUCCACAGGGCCUCAAGGAGACACGCUCUAGGUUGCCAAACCACAAAGUGUAAGACGUUAUGCUGCUGCUGCUGAUCCGUGUCUAGGAUUCUGGUGGUAAAACAAACACUAUGUUACCUUGUUGAAACAUGCUUUGAGAAACGUGUUUUUAAAAGUCCACUGAGAGCAAGUCACGUCUGUGUUGACACUCACUGCUACUGACUCCCCCGCCCGCCCUGGAACCAGGCUCCCGCGUCCCUUGUCCCUGCGAGGGUAGCUGCCGCCGAGGCCGAGCUGUGAAGCACUUUGAAGGCCAGCUCUGUGUGACAGCGCUGACCGUGACGCUGGGGUCCUCUCCUCGGUCUCCCCCCCCCCCAACGAGCUUCGUUUGACAUUGUAGUAAGUUAUGAACUGCAUGGUUUAGAUGAUCAUACAUGUUUGAUCAGCUGUCCCCUUUGAACGAAAAUCUUCCCUCCUGAUUUUUUUUUGACUCUUGCAUCUUUGUAGUAAUGUAAUUGUAUAUUAUGCCUGCUUUUUAUAUAUCAAGAAUAAAUAAAUAAUUAAGACAC